AUGGAGCGUACUGGAGCCUUUUUUGAUGAAGAAUGGGAAUCAUUGAGCAAAAUGUUUUCUAGUGAAGAUUCUGAUCUUAUGCUGCAUUUAGAUGGCAGUGAGUUGUUUUUGAAUCAAGUCGAAAAUGGGUUGAGCUCCGAAAUUCCAUCGAUUUUUUUGGAUAUUACAGAAGGAGAUGUUGCUGCUGGAGUUGAUGAAACAGUAUUGUUUUCCACUGAUCAUGCUCUUGACACGACUAACUUUUAUUAUGUUUCUCAAGAAAGUAGCAACAGCAGUACUGAAAUUGACAAAGUCUUUUUUCCCAUCAAUCCAGAAAAUGUUGUUAAUUUUCCUGAUCAGUCCACCCGUUUCUGUAGUGUGGACUACAAAAAUGAUAAUAACUUUCCAGCCAGUUUUCCUGCUGAUCAUGUGAUGGAAGACAUUUUGGUUAUGGGCAGUGGCCAACUGGAGAAAGUAAAAAGUCAUACUGCAGAAAUUGAUGAUUCUGCCAAGGAAAUACAGCUCAAGAGGAAUUCUGGGACACCAGAAGAACAACUGGAAGAAAAUCCUCCAAAGAAGAAAUCUAGAGUUUCUAGAGAUGCAUCCAGAAAUAAACCGCAGAUUGCUCAGACGAAGAAGAACAAGAAUGUCAAUAAAAAUUGCAAUGAUGAACUAGAAGAGACUAAUGGUGGAGAAAAUGGAAGGAGUUCUAGUAGUUGCAGCUCUGAGAAUGAUUGCAUUGUUUCUCAAGAAUUAAAUGGAGGGGAAAAUUCAGAAUCCAAAGGCUCAGCCACCGUGAAUUCAAAUGGCAAAGCAAGAGCCAGUAGGGGUUCUGCAACUGAUCCCCAAAGCCUCUAUGCAAGGGUUGACAUUAGCACAAUGCUCGAAGAGGCCGUCCAUUAUGUCAAGUUUUUACAGCUUCAAAUUAAGUUAUUAAGCUCUGAUGAUAUGUGGAUGUAUGCUCCUAUUGCUUACAAUGGAAUGGACAUUGGCCUUUAUGAGAAAAUUUCUCCACCUCCAUGUUAUUGA
Fraxinus pennsylvanica is the source of this 1008-nucleotide messenger RNA. NCBI's taxonomy places the organism in Eukaryota, Viridiplantae, Streptophyta, Magnoliopsida, Lamiales, Oleaceae. The record is from the annotation of a GenBank genome assembly.